This is a messenger RNA of Cantharellus anzutake, 3115 nucleotides long. RefSeq lists its product as uncharacterized. The transcript has 2 exons. Lineage: Eukaryota; Fungi; Basidiomycota; Agaricomycetes; Cantharellales; Hydnaceae. Gene Ontology annotation, molecular function: protein binding. The coding region runs from base 145 to 2868 and encodes 907 amino acids. The record is from RefSeq and is a predicted model, not a curated record.
UGCCGCUACAUUCCAACAUUUGAAUUGGCCAGGCUUUUAGGACGAGGUCUGCACACCACUGGUUUCUCGACCUAUAACAGUCCGUUCUGUAACCCGAACAACAGUGGCGGAGGCGUUGAAAUGAAGUGCGGAAGACCUUAGCGAAUGGUCAUUUCUUCCUGCAAUUAUGGUGUGUUAGUGAGGCGGCUUCAAAUCCACUGGUUUUCCCGUGCCCGAUCCCAGCUUGCUGCGUCAAUCUUUCGCUCUUGUGGCGUGCAUUCAACUCCAAAUAACCCUCAUGUCACCGUCCAGUCCCUUGUCAGCAUCUUCUCCUCCGAAGAAUAUUCAACCCGUCCUGUGUGGUCAUUGGCAGAUCUCAUUAGUAAACCCGAAAGACAGAAGGAGCUACGAUCUUUCCUAGAAUCGUUGGCUGUUGAUGAAUACCAGUUUCUGCGUUGGCGAAAUGCAUUAGCUGCUCCUGAUAUGACUACUGCUCUCAGCGCCUUGGCGCAUAACUUAGUUACCACCCCGAGCCUGUUUUCACCAAACCACAACAGCCCCUCAGCCGGUAAGAAACAUUCUGCUUCACCCUUCAACCAGCCUUCCUGGCUUGCUCUUGCCAUAGUCAAUUCAAAGAUACGAGGACCUCAGCAUCUCAGCAUAGCAUAUGAGUGGUUUCGAUAUCUCAUCUCCAGAGACCAUCACUCUAAGGCGCAUGGCUCAUUUGUCGCCGCUCUCAUUGAAGCUGGCGCCAAGAUGCAAUUUUACUCUGGCCUUCCCAUCCUCGUGAACAGUUACGUCUCCCUACGGCGCUCAGCAUUCACAGUGGAGGAUUUUCAUCGGGUCAUUAUUGCCCUAGCCAACACUCAAAGCAAUGGAGCUGCAUUGAAAUCCUCUGGCGGUAGCGUACUCACCGCAGUUAUGUUCGACAAGGAUACCCACCUCAUUGAUAUCUUCGAGCGUAUGAAACGCGCAGGAUACGACGUAAUGGGAGAGGAUACGCAGAAGGUCGUGAUUUCGAUCGCUAGGCAUCUUGGGUUGCGGGCUAUUCGCUAUCUCAGGAGACAGGGAUCAGAAAAGAGUGGGAGACUCUCGUAUUUGCUUUCUCGGCAAGCUUUAUCUCAGUAUGCGUCCAUUGGAAUGACUCGCCGAGCUGCGUCUGAGUUGGACUCUAUACGUCGAGCAAGAAUAGCAAGAAAGCAUCCUGUUGUACCCGUUUCGUCUGGGUUCAACAAGUCCGCUUACACGGAGCAGCCGAAUUCGGCGUCAAGUGCAUCGGCGGUCAAUAUUAAGACCCGCGGGAAGAUCAACCGUGAAACCAUAACUCCUCUUAAUAUUUUAUUUAUUUCUUCAUUUGCCCGUGACUCUCGAUCUCGGGAUCUGCACCGUUUCCCCCACCCAUUAUUUGCUUAUCUUCAGCGCCUUCGCCUUCAUGUCGACUCCAACACAAAUAUGGGGAGAAGUUCUGAAGAGCGACAUCGUCUCCUCUCCACCUUUUUGGCAGCGUUAUCCAUGCAAGAUGGGUUCUCGGCAAAAAAAUUGUUCGAUGUACUCGAAGGGCUUGACAAUACACGUCUAGAUCCCGCAGCUCUAGCAUCCAUCGUCAAGGGACUGGCACGACGGGGUGAUGCUGCGGGCGCCCUGCGAAUAUGGGAUACGUACAUAAAGCCCCAGAUACAGCAAUCGUCGUCAUCCGGCCCUCAUUUUGCAAGUGCCGCUGUUCACGCUUUCACGGCUAAUAACCGCCUUGCCGAUGCUUUUGACAUUUUAGAUUCCUGUGGCAAACAGGGUUUGAACGUCCAUGUUGUUUCAGAUUUCGUCCGAAAACUGGCACAUAACGGACGUCCCCAUCUUUGUUACUAUCUUUGGGACAACAUGGAAGCCAUGUAUGGCAUCCGACCUAAUGAUAGCAUUCUCAACACCAUUCUUAUUACCGCCUCCAGCUUCAGCUCGAGGGAGCAUGCAAGCAGAAUGGUGGAUUUGCUGGGUUUUGGUUGGUCGCGAUCACGAUCGGACUCCUCAAUGCUAGCGAAAGAGAGCAAAUCUCGAAGCCCCCAGGACCAUUCCAUCUAUGUACAAUCAGUGUUGAAAGGAGAGGUCGAGAGCGAUGGUUUCUGGUGGCACGGCAGGCAGGCUUGGCAGAGAGCGAAAGAUGUUUUCCGGGACGUUAUACUAGGGAAUUGGCCCGAACUGAAUAAUGUAGAGAUCCCCGCCGUGGCGAACUUAGAUGGUAUGGCGCCUUUCAUGCCUGGACGGCCGUUCUUCUUCCCAAGGAUGCCCAAGUCAGUAAACAGAGUAGGCACAAAGGAUCAACCUCUUCCCGUUGGACCAUACUACGACAUCAUCCCAUCUCGACGAAGCUUUGACGCAUAUAUGCGCCUUCUCUGCGCUCAUAACCUUGCGGACGAAAUCCCCGAAACAUUGGCAUGGCAGCGCGCUCUUGGGAUCGCACCGUCACGCCACACGCUCCGCCUUGCGCUAACCCGAUUCGCUGAAGUCGGAGAAGCCCCUCCCAUUUUCGAGGACGCUAAGAAACACAUAGGUUUCAAUUUUCAAUCCAGCCCAAUCGAGAAUCUCCGAGCCUGGAUUAUUGAUUGGGUUGGAAGGGAUAAUUGCCCCACUGAGAGGGAGCUGGCGAUGACGAGGACGAUGAUUGGGUAUCGGGAUGGCGCAGGUACGCAGGGGAAAGAGAGUGAUGAAUGGAGGGAAUAUCAGGAAAUGCUAGAGAAGACGAAGACUGCGUUUAGACGGAAUAGGGGUGAUCUUCGAAGAAAGGAGAAACGCGUGUCUCGGUGGGUAGAGCAAGGCUUGUUGAAAGCAAGGGCUCGCCGAGCAGUACGAAAAGCAAGGAAGCGUGAACUCACGAUCAGGAGGGCGACCCUUGGGUGAUGAUCUGUGUGACCAUGACAAGGUGAUGACCGAUUAUCAUUCUGUGAGUAAGGACCCGUAGAUGCAUCAUAUUGUGAGUUAGAUGUAUAAUACAGUAGGGGUGUAAUACGGGGACGUCUAUGAACCCGUUGUAGAUGGCGGAGUGUAGUCUUUUGUGAGGUCGAUGUUGGCAAGAUGGGUAUUUUGGAUCUUGACAUGCCUAACUCGAGUAGUGUUCUUCGACUUCUUGCUUUUUGAGUUCUUGUUC